AUGGGGGAAUCAGUUAAUUUGAAAGGUAUAACAUCAGUUGAAUUACAUAAUGGAAUUGAUUCAUAUUUAUCUUAUACCUAAAUAUUGGGUGAGUAUGCAAAACGUCCAGGGAACUGGAUAUUCAUAAUAAUAAAUAUAGUAUGUUUAUCAAUAAUCGAUUUGAAGGGAGAAGACUUUUCUUUGUUUUAUUAAUUUGUGAUUCCAUUAUUGGUUGGUAUAGCUAUGUAUUUAAUUAAAAUGUUCUAUUAUUUAUUGAUAAAGCAUUAAUAAGAUAAGGAAAUUAAUAAAAGAAAAGUGACAAUUUUCAAAAGGUUAAAGCGAAUCAAUUAAAUAAAAAAACCAAUUAACCAUGAAGAGACAAAUCAUCUUAAAAAUAAUAAUGAUAUCAUUCUCUUUUCUGCUCCUCGUAAAUAAGAUGUAUAUAAACCUAUGAUUAUUUCUUCAUUUAGAGAAGAAAAGAAAAUAUAAUUGACACCUAAAAUGGAAUAAAAAGUACAAAUAUUUGAAACUGUGUGUUGGGAUGAAGUAGAAGUAGGUGAUAUAGUAGUAUUAUAGAGAAAUGAAAUAUGUCCUGCUGAUUUACUUAUUUUAGAAUCUAAUACUGAUCAUUGUAAUGUUGAUACUGCUAAUUUCACUGGAAAUACUAAUUAGAUACAUAAAUCACCAAACAUUUUGACAAGUAUGUCUAGAAUGCAUCAAUUUAAAAAUAAUUCAUUUGAAUAUAGACUUUUACUUAGUGGUAAAGUCAAUUAUGAUCGAAAUAUUAAUGAUAAAUCUUUAUAUUCUGGAUUUCUCAGACUUAAAAAUGACCCUUAGGCUAUUGAUAUUAAAAAAGAGAAUAUAUUAUUUAGAGAAUAACUGUUAUUAAAUUGUGAUUACAUUUAUGGGUUAGUACUAUAUGCUGGUCUUAGUUGUCGAUAUUAUUAUAAUUAGCCUAGAAAUAGAGUUAAUCAUUCUUUCUUCUAUACUAAAGUUGAUAGAUUCUUUUAAUUCACGCUCAUUCUAUUAAUUGUUCUCUCAUUUGCAUCAUGGAUGACUGAAUCUUUAAGAUAUAUCUCUUAUGGUAGAUAAUGGAAUCUUUAAACAUUAUGUAAAUAUCUAUUAGGUUAUCUUAAUAUGAUUCCAUAUUAUUUACAUUUCAUAUUUGAUUUCAUGACAUUGUGUACAAUGAUAUUUAAAUAGUACUAAUUUCAUAAAUAAACUAUUCAAACUACAUCUAAAGAUUUAUAAUUAUCAUCAAAUUAUUAGAGAAUUAAUGAUUCCCCUUUAGCUGAUCUAAGUUUGAUUGAUAGUGUAAUAUUUGAUAAAACUGGUACUAUGACUGUUCCAUUUUUUAAAUUUAAAAUGAUUAAUUUCAAUGAUUAAUUGUUUUCAAUCAAUCAAAAAACAUUUGAUGAUUUAUAUCAAUGGAGAACCUAUUAAAAGUAAUAAUAUGAUAAUUAUGAAAUGUAAUAAUUCCUUUUCAAAGAAUCAUAAUCUCCACUUAAAGAGGCUUCUUAAGUCAAAAUAUCACCUUAACCUAAAUAAAUGAAACGUAUUUCUAAACAUCCCUCAAUUAAACCUCUCUAAAUAGAAGAAUUCUAAAUUAACUCUAAUAGAGAAAAUACUGAUACCAAUAAUAAUGAUUAAGCUAAUCUAGAUCCUGAAGAAAUUAUUGAUGACAAUUCUAAAUUAAAAGAUAUUCAUAAAAGUAAACAACCUAAAAUAUUUCAGGAUUCAUGGGGUUCAAACACAGAUAUCAAUAAUAAUGGAUAAGGUAGCCUUGUAUAAUAAUAUAUAUUACAAUAACAAUAAAAUAGUAAUAUGAAUAUAAAUAAUCAAUAAUAAUAAUAAAUUAGUAAUAAUAAUAUAUAAUAAUAAUAAUAAUAAUAUAUUUACAAUCAAUAAUAAUCUUAUAAUAGUAAUCAAUAAUAGUAAUACAGUCCUAAAGAUAUGAAGAGAUCCACUUUACUUUAAGGAAUCACUAUUAGAGCAAAGCAGAGCAUUAAAUUAGAUCGAUCUGAUAAAUAAAAACGAUUUGGAAUGGAAAGAUCUAUGAAUUUUACAAAGUUUAUGUCAGAGGAUGGUUUGAAUAAGAAUAAUGAAGAUUUAAGAGGUUUAGAUGAGAAAGAUUUUCUUAACAAAUUGAUAGCUAAUGAAAGCAGAAAGUAAACUGAAGAAUCUAUAUUUAUGUUAAUGAUAUGUCAUAACACUUAUUCAACUUAUAAUAAAUAAGAUGAUACAUUUAAACAUGAAUUUUCAUCAAAGAUUGAUAGUUUAUAAUUAGAAUUUAUAUCUCAUUUUGAUUAUAGGUUUAUUUGUUCAGCUGUAAAUAAGAGUAAAUAUAUUGUUGAAAUUAAUGGCAGAUUAACUGAAAUACCAGUAACUGUAACUUAAUUGGAACAUUAUAAAAUAAGUGUGAUACUUACAAAAUAAGAUUACAUACGAUUUUUUGAAGAUAUAGAUUAGACAUAUGAUUAUGUGUAAUUUAUAAGAGAUGAUAGUUAAGAAAUGAGUGAUUAAAUAUUAAUGAAUAAAGAAGAAAGAGAUAAAUGGGAGAAUAUGAUUUAUAAAUUAUAUAUGAAUGGAUGUAGACCAGUAGUAUUCUUUAAAUCAUUUAUGGAUACUAAUUAAUAUUAAUAAUUUUUAAAAAACCCUUAAUAAGAAUUGAAAAGUUAACCAAGAGCAUAUGAAUUAAGUUUAGUAAUUGGGAUAAAAGAGAAAUUAAGAAAAUAGAUAAUAACAGUAAUUAAAAAUUUACUUGCAGCAGACAUGAUAGUUUGGAUAGCAAGUGGAGAUUCUUUGGAUAAAGUCUUACCAAUAGCAUAUAAAACAGAAAUAUUGAAAGAUUUGAUCCCAAUAAUUCAUUUUGAUUUACAAGAUGCUACUUUAUAGAUUAAAUAAUAGAUUUAAUGGUUAUAUAAUAAUUAGAUUAAACAUUUAAAAGAGGAUCCUCCAAUAACAAUUGAGAAAAGACAAUCCGAUCGUAUUGUAAUGAGUCCAAAUUAAAAACGUAAAUCUAUUCAUACAAGUGGUAGAAGAUAGAGUACUAAAGGAUUAUUACCUGGAUUUUAAAAUACUUAAUAAAGAAUUAAACCAUUCUCUAUUUUAAUACAUGGGGAAACAUUGGAUAAAAUAUCAUAGGAUAGUUCUUUAUUUAAUCAUUUAUGUUUUAUUAUUGCAUUUUCUACAUCUGUGGUUGGUUAUAGGAUGAAUAAAACUUAAAAAGCAAUACUAGUUAAAAUACUCUAAGAAAAAUAAGUGUGGAGAAGAAGAGUCUUAGUAAUUGGUGAUGAUGUUAAUGAUAGUAGAUUAAUGGCAUAUUCUGAUUUUGCUAUUUAAUUAUAAAGUCAAAGACUUUAUUAAUAAGUUGCUAUUGAAAAAAUGGAAUAAUUGUAAAGAUCAAAAAAGGAUUCAAAAAGUAUUAAACUCUAGUAGAUUACAUUUAAGCCUGUCAUUAAUCAUUUCAAAAGUAAGUAUUUCAGUUAAAAUAGAAUAUUAGUAUAAUAACAUCCCUUAUGUUGGUACUACAGAUAUUGUUGUUAAAGAUUAUUCAAGUUUAUUAUCCAUAGUAUUGUCUGAAAGUAGAUAAUCAGCUGAAUUGUUGGAGAAUAUUAUAACAUUUUCUUUCUAUCGAAGUUAUUUACUUUGUUUUAGUUUAUUUUUUUAGAUUUUGUUCAAAGGCAUUACAUAUUAUCCUCCUUUAGAUUACUUUUAAAGUUUCUUAUACAUUAUACCAUGUGUGUUAUUAUAUAUUUAGAGGAUGACUCCAAAAGAGGAAAAAGUUACUAAUAUCAAGAAUCAAUUAGUAUAUUUCUUUAAUUAAAAUCAAUUGGAUUUUAGAUAGUAGAGAUAUUGGUUGUUUUUUUACAAGGUUAUACUCUAUUCUGCCUUUGAAGCAUUUAUAAUAUCAAUAAUGAUCAGUAUAAUGGAUAUGAGAAACAAUAAAGGAUUUAUAUUUGAUGAGGAAAUGAAAUCAAUCCAAAUGUUUGUUAUUAUAUUGUUAUUAGAUUUAACUAAAUAAUUAACUCAUGCUAAUUUGUACUAGUACAUAUUAUUACCAAUAUCAUAUUUUGCAUUUUGUACGAUUGGUUAUUUAGAUUACUUCGAUUAUAAUAUUUUUGACCUAUUCUAAUAUUUAAUAUCUUUGGAAUCUUUGUUAUUUAUAUUAUCAUUACAAUUAUUGUUUUUUUGUUUUUAAAAGACUCUAACGCAAUUUUAUUCUAUAUAUGUACAUAAUACGUUAUACAAAGAGGAAGAUUAGAUUGAAAUAAACAAUAAGGUAAAGCCAAUAUAGAUACAUAAUCCUAAGAGAAGAAAGGAGAGUUUAGUAAUAAAUAUAUAGAAAUAUAUAUUAAAAUUGUUUAAGAGUGAGGAAGAAAUAGAUCCGAUAGUGAAGUAGAUUUUAUCUGGGAUAGUAUUGAGUGUAAAGACUACAAAAAUAAAUAAGAUAACAUAGACGUUCAAAAACAUUUAAUUAGAAAUAAAAUAUUAAUUGAAUGAAUUACCAUCAAUAAUAGAAUAUUAUAGAUUGUAUUAUCCUUUGAGUUGGAUGUUAGUAGAAGGGGCAAUAUUAAUAUAGAUUUGGUUGAUAAAUAGAGAGAUAGAUUAUACUUGGUUUUUAUAUUUUACAUUUGGAUAUAAUGCAGCUUAAUUAUUGAUGGCAUUAUUUAUAUAUACAGUGGCAUUUAAGAAAUAUCAUUUUAGAAUAAGUAAAGUAUUAAUAAUAAGUCGUCUAAUAUAUAAGAUAGUUUAUGAUGCGUAUUUUUAUUAGGAUAAUGAUAAUUAAUUAACAGACAUGUUGAUAAUGCAAUUAUUUAUGUUAUAACCAUUAAUAGAUGAUAGACCAUUGACAAUAAUUUUGUAUUGUUUUGCUUUGAAUAUAAGUUUUAUAAUUAGAUUUAGUGCUAAUAAUACAACAAGUGAUGCUAAUUUUAAUUAAUAUAUAAUGUUGAAUUACUAUUUAAUAGCAAUGAUGUAGACAGCAUUAUCAAGUGGGAUGCAUUUAAGAGUUUAGAGAAAUUCAAGAGAAGAAUUUAUAUAGAUGUUAACAUUGGAUUAAUAGACAAAUUCAAUUAGUGAUACAUUGAGUAUAUUGAUGCCAAAAUUUAUAAGGAAUAUAAUAAAUUAAAAGGGUGAAUUUGAUAUAUAAGAGAAUUAAGGCGAAGUAGCAAUAUUAUUUUGUGAUAUUUGUUAAUUUGAUAAAAUAAUAAAGGCAGAGAAAGAGAAUGUUAUACAUUUAUUAGAUAUUUUAUUUAGAUAGUAUGAUUCAUUAUGUAGUUAAUAUGGAUUAUAGAAAAUAGAAACAGUUGGUAAGACAUAUAUGGCAGCAGCAGGAUUAAAGAAUAUUGUAUCUUAAAAUAGUGUAAAUCCUGUUCUUAGAGCAAUUCAGGUGGCAUUUGAAAUGAGAAAAUUUGCAUAAUAGUAGGAUUUUUGUGGAUCUGGAGAAAUUAUAGUUAAAAUAGGAGUACAUUAUGGAAAUGUAAUUGCUGGAGUAAUUGGAUAUCAUAAACCAUAAUUCUCAUUAAUUGGUGACACUGUUAAUACUACAAGUAGAGUAUGUUCAACAGGAUAGGAUGGAUAAAUUAAAAUAUCAGAAGAUGCUUAUAAGUUAGUUAGUGGAUCUUAAGAUUUUAUAUUUACAAAAGAUUUAGUUGAUGCUAAAGGAAAAGGAUUAUUACUAACAUAUAUUUUAUCUGAAUAAGAAUAAAGAAAGACAUUAAAAAAUAGGAAAUAAUGUCUUAAAGAUGGAAAGAUAAAGAAUACUUAAACUAAUUCAGGAAAUGUAUCUGAUAAAACAUAAGUAAGAGAUUAAAGAUUAAAAAGAAAACCAACACUUGUAUUACCUCAUUUAAAAUAGAGUAAUUAGAAAUUAUAACAUAAAUCAAGUUUAAAUGUUGAAGUAUAAUAAUAAUAAAAUUCUCAUGCAGAUAGUGAUCAUGCAAAUCAAAUUGGAUAAAAAAUGAGUAUAGAAGGAGCAAAUUUGAUAGAAGCUAUUGAAAUUAAAUUGGGAAAAGAAAAUUUAUUAGUUGAUGAAAAUUUUGAUUUCCCAAAUGGAGAAAUUGAAAAAGAAAAAUUGAAGUAAUUAUAUUAAAGCGAUGAAGAAUUUAAAGAAGCUGAUGUGUUGGUAUUAGAUAGAAGAAAACUUUUCUUAGAUUUUGAUCCAGAAGUUGAACAAUAUCAUAUUAAUGAUUUUUAUUAAGAAUUAACCAAGAAAAAUACAAUUUUAGUUAUUUUAUUGAAGGCAGGUGUAACAGUCCUUUUAUUAGUUCAAAACACUUCUACUAUCUUGAUAGCGUAGAUAUUUGAAAACUAAUAUACUUGGUAUAUAAACUUGACCUUUGGAUAUAUUAUAGUAGCAAUAAAGAUAGUGUUUUUAAUGUUAUUGAUAAUAAAAUAAUACAGAGAGAAAUAUUUUAAAGAAGUAUAUUUUAUUUACAGUUAUAUAAUUACAAUGAUAUGGUGGAUAAUACAUAUUUUCUCAUAUUAAAGUUUUAUUGUAGGAGAAAUUUGUAUAGCUGUUGGAGUAUUUUUGUCAUUCAUGACUUAAUUGAACCCUAUAAUAAAAAUGAAAUAUAAAGUGAUUGAGAGUAUUUCAAUGAUUUCAGUAAAUUUAAUAGUAAUCCUAGUUAAGAAUUGGGAAAAGAGUCUCAUUUAUUAUGCAAUAAUCUUAUAAUUAAUAUUCAUUUCAAAUUAAAUAUAUAAGUUUUAUAAGAAUGUGCAAUUAUAUAAUAAUAAAUGCAAACUUAAAGCUAAACAUUAAUAAUUAGAUUCAUUAGUAAAACAUUAAUUACCAAGUCAUAUGCUUGAACAAUUUCUAAAAUUUUAAUAAUAAAGAGCAGUUCUUAAAGAUAGUUAUGAUAAUGUUACUCUAUUAUUUGCUGAUAUAGCUGGUUUUACUGAGUAUUCAAGUAAAGUAUCUCCGGAAUAGGUUGUUUUUAUGUUACGUAAUUUAUUUACAGAAUUUGAUAAAUGUUGUUAAGAAAAAUCAGUAUAUAAACUCUAUACAAUAGGAGAUUGUUAUGUUGUAAUGGGUAUGUUAGAUGCUAAAGAUAGAAAUAUAGCAUAAGAAGCUAAAAAUACAGUUGAAUUAGGUUUUGAAAUGAUUAGCAUUAUAAAAAGAGUUAGAGAUCAUAUUAAUUUUUAAGGAUUAGAUAUGCGUAUAGGAAUACAUACUGGUAGUAUUAUUGGAGGAGUAUUAGGAACUGAAAUUGUUAGAUAUGAUAUUUAUGGUCCAGAUGUUCUUAUAGCUAAUAAAAUGGAAUCUAAAGGAGAAAGAGGUAAACUCUAGAUCUCUUCUACUACUAAAGAAAUCUUGGAACAAUAAUAUCCUGAAGAAUUUAAAUAUGUAUUUCAUACUCGUGUAGAUAUUCCAUCUAUUGAUACUUCUGCUGAUGGAUAUUUCAUUUCUAUUAAAAUGUUUGAUGAACCAUCCAUGGAUUUAUAAGAUCAUCCUUCUGAAAGUUGUCUUUGA
This is a messenger RNA of Paramecium sonneborni, 7453 nucleotides long. NCBI's taxonomy places the organism in Eukaryota, Ciliophora, Oligohymenophorea, Peniculida, Parameciidae. The record is from the annotation of a GenBank genome assembly.